UUCCAUUCUGUCUGCCCGCACGGGCUUCGUCGAGGACGUGUUCUGGGCCAUCCGCGGCUGUGGUGUGGCAGACGACCCCGUACUGCCGUCCCUGCGUCGCCGGUCCCCCCGGCUCGUACCGAGUGGCAGCUCUCUAAUGGCUGCCUGAGGAGAGCGGGGAGCUGCCUAGCGCCUGUGCCGUCCUUUCGGCCGUGAAGGGCUCUCUUGCCGUGUAGAAAGCAACUCUGCAACAUGACAUUUGAAGAUUUUGAGAACUACUCGUACUUCUAUGACCUGUCUGAGGAAGAUGAGUCACCCCAGUCUUCCCUCAGCAUUGCCCAUAUAAUUUCCCUUUCCUUGUACAGUGUGGCAUUUCUGCUGGGAGUGCCAGGUAAUGCCAUCGUCAUCUGGUUUAUGGGCUUUAAGUGGGAUAAAUCUGUCUCUACACUCUGGUUCCUCAAUCUGGCCAUUGCGGAUUUCAUUUUUGUUCUAUUCCUGCCCCUCUAUAUUACAUAUGUGGCAAUGGGCUUCCACUGGCCUUUUGGGAAGUGGCUCUGCAAAAUGAACUCAUUCAUUGCACUACUUAAUAUGUUUGCCAGUGUUUUCUUCCUGACAUUCAUCAGCCUUGACCGCUACAUCCGCCUUGUCCAUCCAGUCUUUUCCUACAAGUAUCGGACUGUACGGAACACGCUCAUUCUUAGCGGGAUCAUUUGGAUGUCAGCUGCAAUUAUUGGUGGCCCUGCCUUAUACUUUAGAGACACAGUUACAGUCCUCAAUAAUGUCACCAUUUGCUACAACAACUUCCACGUGCAUAACAGAGAACUUAUUUUGCUGACACAUCACAUUCUCAUUUGGGUGAGGCUUGCAUUUGGUUACCUCUUUCCUCUAGUGACCAUGGUCAUUUGCUACUCAUUGCUGAUUGUCAAAGUGAAGAGGAGAACUGUAUUGACUUCCAGCAGGCUUUUCUGGACCAUCAUUGCUGUAGUUGUAGCUUUUUUUGUUUGCUGGACACCAUAUCACAUAUUCAGCAUCGUGGAGCUGUCAGCUCACCAUGAUGAAAACUUGCACGACUUACUGCAGGAUGGCAUUCCCCUCUCCACCAGCCUUGGCUUCAUCAACAGUUGCCUCAAUCCAAUCCUUUAUGUUCUGAUUAGCAAAAAGUUCCAGGCCGAGGUCAAGACUACAGUCUCUGAGGUGCUGAAGUUGGCACUGUGGGAGAUGAGCCGCUCUGGAACUGUCAGCGAGCAGCUGUGGAGCUCGGACAACACCCAUGCGCCUGUGCACUAUUGUGAAACUGCCCAGUGACUGCUCCUGUCACCAUCCCUCUCCAAAACAGCUGGCAGGAGAUUUGGAGGUGUUCUUGACUUUGCAUCUGUCAGUCAGAUGUGCAUCUUUGCAUCUACAGUUGUAUGUAAACAGCUGGCUUCCUUGUACUCACUGCUAUCCUUGAAAAGGUUAUAAAGGACACACUGCUUGGGUGUGGUGAGCUUGCAGUGCACACACAGCCUGAACUGAAAGUUGUUAGCAUAAGUGUAAUUGCUCCAACUGGAUUUUUGAUCAGGAAUGCUGUUGUAAUCCUGUUGUUGUGUUGUGGUUCCAUACUUCAUUGAUAUCAACAGAGCACAUAAUAAAAAUGUUCCUCCUUGCCAUCACUGAUGGCACUCUUGAUCAAGCAUUUUCAUCCAAGAAGGCAUGGCCAUACAUCAGUGGCUCGAGUCUCCUGAUUGUCUAGUAUUGCCUUAAGUAGGAAUCACCUGGCUACAUCCCAGCUAAGUGAAGCUAUUGGUGGCUCUACUCCACAGUUGGAGAAGAAUCCUGAGACAGAGAAGAAAAACUUUUCUCCCAGCACUCUUUAUGUUAUACUCUAAGACAGGAGAUUCUGUGUUUUCUGGUCACUUGUUCUUGUACUUCUAGGUCCAGCUGGAUGCAAAAUAGCGAGUAGAUCUUUCAUCUGGGUUUUAGGAUCAUUUGAAAUGUGCAAAGAAUUAGUAGAGAUGUUUCUUACACAAGCUGAGAUUAAAGACUCUGUGCCACACUUGUUCUUUUUCUGUUUAAACUUUCAGGCUCAAAGUGGUUAACAAGUAUCAGUUCUUCUUUAUUGCUCUGUCAAACAAAGGUGAAGAAAUGAUACAACAUUUUGUUUGCCCUAAUGCCAGUCUUCAAAAAAUGGGCAGGGUGAUUUCAACAAUAUUCUGUAACAAGUCUGCAGCCAAAUUUGGACUUCUUUGCCAAAUUGAGAGGCAAAAGGAAAUGGAGCCCACUUCACUAAUGAAGAUUCCAGAGCCCUAGCUACACUGUGUUCUGUUCCAACUUGUUGCUUGCUGUAGAAUCACACAUGCACCAAUGCAAAUACAUAUGCUAAGUGGAGUGGACCAAUUUCUGAUGAAAUACUGCUUUAAUUAAAGAGUUGAAUGUGGGAUAAAACUCCACUAAAAGUAAAACCAUAAAGGUUUGGGUAAAUUGAAAUGGGUUUUUCCUUGUUGGAAAAAAGGAAAGGAAUUGUUAUUGUCCUAGGUACAUACAGUAAAACUGCCUUUCAAAUAAUCACCUAGUUUCUAUGGCCUGACAACACACAUAAGUAGCAUUUAUACUGCGAUUGAGGCCUUAUAUGUAAAUAUAUUUGCUUUUGUAUAAAAUACGCACAUCUGCAUGCAUAAGCACAUUCAGCACUGGUACCUGUACAAAUACAAAUCAUCUAUGUAUGGCCUUGAAACUCUUUCUUUGAGCUUUGCUUUCAGGGAGUUUGGGAGUCAGGCAGGGUCAGUGGAAUUUCAGCGUAUUUCACUUGGGGCUGGAAAGCUGGUAAGCAGCACUGUUCCAUUGAGUCAUUUGCUGCCUGGUACAUACUGACUCAUCAUAGUAUUUGGCACUGUGCUGCUGAAUGUGCCAAAAUCAAACAUUUUGCUGUUUUCCUUCACAUAUUCCCUGACAUUCUCCUAAGAGCGAUGCAGUAGUACCACUCUCCUGACUGUACUCCAAGUGAAGUAAUAAAAUAAUGUUGUUUCCAGAGUGCGUGGUCAUUUGCUUUUCUCGGCAGCAAUAUGCAGUGACUUUCUGUUAGAAGACCUCUUACUCAAAGAUCUUGGAAGAUGAAAGCAAGCCCUGACCCUUUCCACUACAGGAAUAAGGUUUAUAUCAGCUUUCCUCCUGUGCGUCAGCUAUGUGAGCACACAUCCUGCUAUACAGUAAAGAGAUUGAUUUUCAAAUGGAGGAAACAGACUUAUGCUGUCUUGCAUAAUUUAUCAGAAAGCCUCCCCUGAAGUAGAGAACAGAGAUACAGAAACAGAAUGGAACAGGGCCAAAGUCAGGCCUGGUCUAUGCAAUUAAGUGGAUUAAUAAUUUUGCAAUAUAAUUACUACCUUAUUCACACCAAGAUGAGCUACAGAAUUGUCUCCAAAUGUUUUCUGCAAGAGUAAUGGAAGAUACCUCAACAAAACUGAUAAUGCUCUAAGUUUCUGUUUCCAAAGAGAAUCUAAAACAAUACCAACAGUUCUCUGCCGCUUGGACUAUGGAAUGUUUGUUUAACCCAACACAAUGGUAAAAGCAGCCUGAAAAAGGGGAUCUAUCUUAUCAUACUAUAAGAUACUAUAGAAAAAAACACUUCAUAGGAAAUAGUUCUGUGAUCAUUCAUUCAAGAAUAAUAGCUAUUGGCAUGCUUUAUAAUAAACAAGUUCUGGUUACUUGCUCUUA
Molecule: messenger RNA, 3669 nt
Organism: Melopsittacus undulatus (budgerigar)
Lineage: Eukaryota; Metazoa; Chordata; Aves; Psittaciformes; Psittaculidae
Gene: CMKLR2
Product: chemerin chemokine-like receptor 2
Exons: 2
Coding region: 232-1284 (350 amino acids)
Biological process (GO): complement receptor mediated signaling pathway; inflammatory response; phospholipase C-activating G protein-coupled receptor signaling pathway
Cellular component (GO): plasma membrane
Molecular function (GO): G protein-coupled receptor activity; complement receptor activity
Source: RefSeq, a predicted model, not a curated record